Molecule: messenger RNA, 495 nt
Organism: Papaver somniferum (opium poppy)
Lineage: Eukaryota; Viridiplantae; Streptophyta; Magnoliopsida; Ranunculales; Papaveraceae
Exons: 1
Coding region: 1-495 (164 amino acids)
Molecular function (GO): nucleic acid binding; RNA-DNA hybrid ribonuclease activity
Source: RefSeq, a predicted model, not a curated record
AUGGCUAUCUGUUGGGCCAUUUGGAAGGCUCGUAAUGCAAUGGUUUUUGAGCACAAGACCAUUGAUAUUCAGGGAACUCUGGAAAUUGCUCUAUACUGGUACAAUCUUUUCUUCAACUUUACGGAUGACGAGGAAGUUCAGAUAUCGGAGAACAACCAAGCAGUUGACAAUACUUCAUGGAAAUCCCCUAGUCAUCCUUACAUCAAGAUCAAUGUUGAUGCCACUUGGAAAAACGGUGUAUAUGCUUGUGCAGCAGCGGUGAGAGACUGUAAUGGCAUCUGCUGUGUUGCAGGAUCAAGAGUGGGAAGGACUGACUCAGUGGUUUAUGCUGAAGCUGACAGUUUUAAGCUAGUCGCUGACCUAGCCAUCUGGCUAAAUGUGAACCAUAUCAUUGUUGAAGGUGACAGCCAAGUACUUGUGAAGAGCUUAAAUGGUGAAUUGAGAAAAGUCCCGUGGAAGAUUUGGAGAUUGAAGAAGACAUCACAAGCAAGAUGA